CCGCCCCAAAAUAACAGUCCAGUAGUCGUCUCCAAAAUCUAAAACCCCCGAACUCCUAACGCAGCUUAGGGUUUAGGGUUUUAUACUCCCCACCAUGGCUCGAUUCCCUAGAUCCACCACACCACGACUUCUAUACACCCUCUUCUCCUCUUCCAAGACGACUCCGUCUCAUUCCUCAUCACCGUCACCGACCACUGCCCUCCUCCUAGGAAACUUCCACCUCCAGUUACGACAAUUCUCGGCCGGAGGGAACCUCGCACGCGCCAAGGAGGACAAGGAACCAUGGUGGAAGGACUCGAUGGAGCACCUCAGAAAUAUCGGAAUCUCCGCGCACAUCGAUUCCGGAAAGACCACGUUGACGGAGAGAAUUUUGUAUUAUACUGGAAAAAUUCAUGAGAUCCAUGAGGUUCGUGGCCGAGAUGGUGUUGGGGCUAAGAUGGAUUCUAUGGAUUUGGAACGAGAGAAGGGUAUCACAAUUCAGUCUGCCGCCACUUACUGUACUUGGAGCGGUUACCAGAUUAAUAUUAUUGACACUCCUGGACACGUUGAUUUUACCAUUGAAGUUGAGAGGGCUUUACGUGUUCUUGAUGGUGCCAUUCUUGUCCUUUGUAGUGUUGGUGGUGUGCAAAGUCAGUCAAUUACGGUCGACCGCCAAAUGAGGAGAUACGAAGUUCCAAGACUUGCCUUUAUUAACAAACUUGAUCGAAUGGGAGCUGACCCUUGGAAAGUUCUCAGCCAGGCGAGGUCUAAGCUACGGCACCAUUGUGCUGCUGUGCAAGUUCCUAUGGGAUUGGAAGAGGAUUUUGAGGGCCUUGUUGAUCUUGUGCAGUUAAAAGCUUAUCAUUUUCAGGGUUCCAGUGGGGAAAAAGUUGUGUCUGCAGAAAUACCAGCUGAUAUGGAGGCAUUUGUUGCAGAAAAGAGGCGUGAACUAAUUGAAACAGUGUCCGAUGUUGAUGAUAAACUUGCUGAUGUGUUUCUCAAUGAUGAGCCUAUAUCGGCAACUGAUCUUGAGGAAGCAAUUCGCAGGGCCACCAUAGCACGAAAGUUUAUACCUGUAUUUAUGGGUAGUGCAUUCAAGAACAAGGGAGUGCAACCACUUCUGAAUGGUGUACUUAGUUAUUUACCAUGUCCUCAUGAAGUUAGUAACUAUGCUCUUGACCAGAAAAAGAAUGAAGAGAAGGUUAUAUUAGCUGGAAAUCCGGAUGGACCCCUUGUGGCACUGGCUUUUAAGUUGGAGGAAGGACGCUUUGGUCAAUUGACAUAUUUAAGAAUUUAUGAGGGUGUGAUUCGGAAGGGUGAUUUCAUAAUAAAUGUAAAUACUGGCAAGAGGAUUAAGGUUCCUCGUUUGGUGCGGAUGCAUUCUGAUGAGAUGGAGGACAUUCAAGAGGCACAUGCUGGGCAAAUAGUUGCUGUCUUUGGUGUGGAUUGUGCAUCAGGGGACACAUUUACUGAUGGGUCUGUUAAAUACACCAUGACUUCUAUGAAUGUUCCUGAACCAGUAAUGUCGCUUGCUGUUCAACCAGUUUCAAAGGAUUCUGGAGGACAAUUCUCUAAAGCAUUGAACCGUUUUCAAAGAGAGGAUCCCACCUUCCGUGUUGGCUUGGAUGCUGAGAGUGGGCAGACAAUUAUUUCUGGAAUGGGAGAGCUGCACCUAGACAUUUAUGUUGAGCGCAUCCGUAGAGAGUAUAAGGUUGAUGCAACUGUUGGAAAGCCUCGUGUUAACUUCAGAGAGACUGUUACAAAUCGUGCUGAAUUUGAUUAUUUACAUAAGAAACAAUCUGGAGGACAAGGUCAAUAUGGACGAGUUUGUGGGUAUAUUGAACCACUUCCUCCAGGCUCGCCAACUAAGUUUGAAUUUGAAAACUUGCUUGUGGGACAAGCUAUUCCAUCAAGUUUUGUACCUGCAAUCGAGAAGGGUUUUAAAGAAGCUGCCAAUUCGGGUUCAUUAAUCGGACAUCCAGUUGAAAAUCUUCGUGUUGUUUUAACUGAUGGUGCUUCCCAUGCCGUGGAUUCUAGUGAACUUGCAUUUAAGUUAGCUGCAAUAUAUGCUUUUAGACAGUGCUAUGCAGCUGCAAGACCUACAAUAUUGGAACCCAUUAUGUUGGUGGAGUUGAAAGUACCCACGGAAUUUCAGGGCAGCGUUGCUGGUGAUAUCAACAAGAGGAAAGGUGUGAUUAUUGGAAAUGACCAAGAGGGUGAUGACUCAGUAAUUACUGCUCAUGUUCCUCUGAACAAUAUGUUUGGAUAUUCGACAUCUCUUCGUUCAAUGACACAAGGUAAAGGUGAAUUCACGAUGGAAUACAAAGAACACUCACCGGUUUCUCAUGAUGUGCAGACGCAAUUAGUGAACACUUACAAAGCCAGCAGGGGAGCUGAAUAACUGAGGCUUGCUACUGGACAUGCCCCUACAUUUAUUUUUUUGGCCUGAAUCACUAAUAAUACAGUUUCAAUUAAUUUAUUGAGUGUAUGUGAUAUUUAUUUAGGCGGUUGGUCCUUGUAGUGGUCACCAAAAUUUUGAAAAACACAAUAAGAACUGCCUGAUUAGGUGGAUUGAACA
Pistacia vera is the source of this 2557-nucleotide messenger RNA. RefSeq names its product elongation factor G-2, mitochondrial. Lineage: Eukaryota; Viridiplantae; Streptophyta; Magnoliopsida; Sapindales; Anacardiaceae. Bases 95 to 2380 code for a protein of 761 amino acids. Gene Ontology annotation, biological process: mitochondrial translational elongation. Gene Ontology annotation, molecular function: GTP binding; translation elongation factor activity; GTPase activity. The record is from RefSeq and is a predicted model, not a curated record. Gene Ontology annotation, cellular component: mitochondrion. The transcript has 20 exons.